AUGCUUUCCUCACCCUAUAUAAUCUCGUCCCUCAGCCAAUCAUCUUCCCCGGUCCAGUUGCCAGGUUGCCUUCAUGCUACGUGCCAGAACAGGAACUCGGCAUGGAUGACGAAGGAGGAAUUUGGCGUGGAACCCCCACUCACAGACUCUUUCGCAGAAGGUUCUCCUGUUACACUGCAGCAUGCGGACUGCAGCAAAGACAGUUGUGACUUCUCAGCUCCCGAAUCUCAGUGUGAAGGGGAGGGUUCCCAAGUGCUCCAGACGCCGGCGGCGCGGCCCUCUUUUGCACUCCCCAUUUUCGAUAUUGCCGCCGCGCCGCCACUUCGUGGUCUCCACCCGGUGUCGAAGCUUAGGCGUAAUUAG
This is a messenger RNA of Colletotrichum orchidophilum, 363 nucleotides long. RefSeq lists its product as uncharacterized. The transcript has 2 exons. The record is from RefSeq and is a predicted model, not a curated record. Bases 1 to 363 code for a protein of 120 amino acids. Lineage: Eukaryota; Fungi; Ascomycota; Sordariomycetes; Glomerellales; Glomerellaceae.